Arthroderma uncinatum is the source of this 1629-nucleotide messenger RNA. RefSeq names its product cytochrome P450. The transcript has 3 exons. Lineage: Eukaryota; Fungi; Ascomycota; Eurotiomycetes; Onygenales; Arthrodermataceae. Bases 1 to 1629 code for a protein of 542 amino acids. Gene Ontology annotation, molecular function: heme binding; monooxygenase activity; iron ion binding. The record is from RefSeq and is a predicted model, not a curated record.
AUGGCCGCCUCACUUGGUCUCGGCCUGUCUGUUGUCCUAGCGAUUCUCCUGGUUUCUUAUUUCCCUGAGUAUUCGAUAUCCGGAUCGUUUACGUGGACAUUCCCUGCCAUCUUUACGGUGUACCUCAUCGUCCAAGGAGUGUAUUCCGUCAUUCUAUAUCCUAUAUUCUUCACGCCCUACAAAAAUAUACCUGUCGCACCAGGCCGAAGCAUUUGGAAUGGUCAUUUCAAAAUACUACAGGCAGCGACACAAGGCUCUCCCAGCGCGAAAUGGACUCGAGAAGUCCCCAACAACGGGCUUAUCCGCUUUUACUUCAUGUUAAACCGGGAGCGGCUGCUAGUUACCUCAACCAAGGCGCUGGCAGAUGUGCUGGUUCACAGGGCAUAUGACUUUGAGAAAUCGCGGGCGCUGGUUGCGUCCCUGGAAUGGAUUACUGGAACUGGUGUCCUCCUUGCUGAAGGAGACGUGCAUAGGGCCCAAAGAAAGAAUUUGAACCCAGCAUUCUCAUUCCGUCAUAUCAAGCAGCUCUAUCCAAUCUUCUGGCAAAAAUCAUUGGAGAUGGCUGACAAGAUUGAACAAACCAUCAGCGGGUUGCAAGAAGAUAAAAAGGUCAUCUCCUUCGGAGCCUUCACCGGGAACGCAACUCUCGAAAUCAUCGGCCUAGCCGGCAUGGGCUACGAUUUAGAAUCAGUCCACGAGCUUUGUGAAGAAUAUCAGAAGAUGUUGUCACCCGCCCCUCCCAUGACGAAAGUGAUUCAAAUGAUCACAUUUAUGAUCUCACCAGAACUCUUUUUCUAUUUACCACUACCAUAUGUAACGCAGGUUCGCGCAGCAUCUCAGAAAAUCCGCGAUAUAUCACGUCAACUUAUCCAGCGGAAACUACAAGAACUCUCUGAUAAGAAGCUAGAUGAUUCAAGCGGUGAUAUAAUAUCCGUAGCCCUUGAGAGUGGCAACUUUACGGAAGACGGUCUAGCCGACCAAAUAAUGACCUUUCUGGCGGCUGGCCAUGAAACGACGUCAACCUCCCUUCAAUAUGGAACACAUAUUUUGUGCACGCACCCUGAUAUCCAAAAACGGCUACGAGACGAGGUUAGGAUUAUGAUGACAGCCCCUAGACUAGUUGCGGGCCCAGACGGUUCACCCUGUGGACUUGCAUCCUUUAUCGAUUCAAUGCCUUACCUCAACGCAUUCUGUAACGAGCUCUUCCGCUUCUAUCCUCCAGUUACGGUCACAUCCCGUCAAGCCGCUCGUGACACAACCAUAGCUGGCCAUCCGAUUAAAAAGGGAACGCAUAUUGUUAUUGCACCAAGGGCAACAAAUCGUAACCCUGAGUUCUGGGGCCCAGACGCAGAUGUAUUUAACCCGGAUCGCUGGCUAGCGCCUGGCUGUACUAAUACUGGUGGAGCAGAAAGUAAUUAUGCUUUCCUCACUUUCAUACAUGGGCCACGAAGCUGUAUUGGGAGUGGGUUCGCGAAGGGUGAAUUGAUGUGUUUGAUCGCUGCACUGGUAUGGAGGUUUGAGAUGGAGCUCGAGGACCCCGAGAAGGAAAUGGAAAUCACUCCUGGUCUUACAAAUAAGCCCAAAGAUGGAGUUAGGGCAAGGCUCAGGGUUUUGAGGGACGGUAGGUAG